Messenger RNA from Rhododendron vialii, 1389 nucleotides. RefSeq names its product protein PHR1-LIKE 3-like. The record is from RefSeq and is a predicted model, not a curated record. The transcript is spliced from 6 exons. Gene Ontology annotation, molecular function: DNA-binding transcription factor activity; DNA binding. The coding region runs from base 238 to 1188 and encodes 316 amino acids. Lineage: Eukaryota; Viridiplantae; Streptophyta; Magnoliopsida; Ericales; Ericaceae.
ACUUAGUUUUAUAUAGUAUUACUGUAAUUAAAUAAAUACUAUUACUCCACUCACAUCAUUAUCAAUCCCAAUCAGCCGUUUUUCCCUUGGCCCUUUUUUGCUUUUCCUUUUGGCAAUCGACUACUGAUAUCCUCCUAGUGAUAAUCAGCGCCCCCCUCCCCUCUCUCUCGCUCUCUCUCUCUCCAAUUGUUUGUUUUCAAGUCUUUGUGCUGUUCCAGGGGUUGGAAUUCGGCACAGAUGUAUCCCUGCAGAUUGUUUCAGCCCCAUCUCAAACCAAUCGCUUCUCAAAACCAAGAGGAAGAAGACCAUAACAUUCCUGGUGAAUCUGCCGCUAUCGUCUCCAAUCAGAAGCAGCAGCACAAAGGGGACCCAUGCCUCGUCCUCACUUCAGAUCCCAAACCUCGUCUCCGCUGGACUUCUGACCUCCACGAACGAUUCAUUGACGCCGUUACUCAGCUUGGUGGCCCCAGCAAAGCUACACCAAAGGCUAUAAUGCGGACAAUGGGUGUAAAGGGACUGACUCUUUUCCACUUGAAGAGUCACCUCCAGAAAUACAGACUAGGUAAGCAAUCUGCGAAAGAUUUGGGUGAGCCUUCUAAAGAUGGACUCUCAGCUUCUCACCUUGUGGAAAGACCUUAUACCAGUAAUUCUUCUCCAAGCUUGCCAACUUCUGAUAUGAAUGAGGGUUAUGAAGUCAAGGAGGCAUUGAGAGCACAGAUGGAAGUACAAAGUAAACUGCAUCUGCAAGUUGAAGCUGAGAAGCACUUGCAGAUACGCCUGGAGGCAGAACAAAGAUAUCUGGCCAUGCUGGAAAGAACAUGCAAGAUGCUCGCUGAUCACAUUAUUGGAGCUGCAAUGACAGAGAUUGAGAAACAGAAUAAUGAAGAAUUGGGAACAGCGGCACCAGCAAGUUGCUCCCACAGUCCUCUGGGUUUUUACCGGGAAGAAGUAAUACCUGGAAUCCAUCCCCAAUCCCACAGGGCUGAUUGUUCCACUGAGAGCUGCCUGACCUCACAUGAGAGUACUGCGGGAUUACCUCUCCAAGGAUCCCCACCCAGAGGGAAGAGACAGAUGCUAAACAUGGACUCAACCACCACAUCUCCGAUUUGGGGUGAAUCAGGGAUGACAAUGCAAGUUGUUCAAGUUAGUUCCAUGGAAUCACUCGGUAUGGGUAAAUAUUUUAAUUGAUGGGACCUUGUUACAAUCAGAGAAAUUUGUACAUGUUUACUUACUGCUUCGUUACCACCUCAAAAUGGAAGUGCCAGUGUGGUCUAGUCUGCAAAAACACAAGUAUUUGUACCCUAGUUAACUUCUCUUAAGCUGUAAAUUUUAGCCCAGCUAACAUUUUAGCGAUAGCAAAGACACUGCUUUUCUACUGAUUUUUGCCAA